AUGCUUGGCUCAAAUGAUGAAGGCAGCCAGAACGCCAUUUAUCUUCGGCUGAAAAAUAGAAGCCAGCGCUAUCAUGCAAAGAUUCCGGUGCUGAAACGAUUGCCCUUCCCUUCCAUUGCGAUUAUCUCGUUGCUGGUGCUCGUCAAUGUUCUGGUGUGGAUUGUUGUUGGUAUAGUCCUUAGCUAUCACACAUCGCUGGUCUCUACUGCUGUACUAGCAUAUUCCCUAGGCCUCAGACAUGCUCUCGACGCAGAUCACAUCUCGGCGAUUGACCUCAUGACACGCCGUCUCAUUGCAGCUGGCCAACGUCCAGUAACAGUUGGCACAUUCUUCUCACUGGGCCACUCGACUAUCGUUGUAAUAACAUCCAUCGUGGUGGCUUCGACAGCAGCCGCCGUCUCAUCGCGAUUUGGAGCAUUCUCUAGAGUUGGUGGCAUCAUCGGAAGCAGUGUCUCGGCCACCUUCCUGAUCGUGCUUGGUAUCAUGAACGUGUUCAUUUUGUACAAACUUAUCAAACAGCUUCGUGAGAUCAUCAAUUCUCCCGCUGACUCGCCUGAGCCCGAGUUCACCAUUGAAGGCGGAGGAUGUCUGUUUCGUGUAUUGAAAGGCAUGUUCAAGCUCAUUGAUCGUCCAUGGAAGAUGUAUCCGCUAGGUGUUCUCUUCGGCCUAGGAUUCGACACAUCAUCAGAGAUCGCCCUGUUGGGCAUCAGUGCCAUCUCCGCCAGCCAGGGAACAUCCAUCUGGCUCAUCCUCAUAUUCCCUGUUCUAUUCACCUCGGGCAUGUGCUUGCUAGAUACUAUCGAUGGAUCUCUCAUGUGCGCCGUCUACACUUCUACCCGUCUCGCAAAGGACCACAUCGCUGUACUAUAUUACCAGGCUGUUCUCACUGGUGUCACCGUGCUCGUGGCUGUGGUGAUCGGUGUUAUCCAAUUCCUCGGUAUGUUGCAGGGAGCGGCUGAUCUCGAAGGCGGAUUCUGGGAUGGUGUCGAAGUUGCAAGUGACAAUUAUGACAUUAUCGGUGGUGCCAUCUGUGGCAGUUUUGUUGUCUUUGGUGUCGCGAGCGCUAUUCUCUAUCGACCAUGGAGAAAACGUGUGGAUGCAAAGCGAAACGCGCUGGUUCUUAUGAGACCAUACGAAGAGGACCAAGACCAAGUGAGAGAAGCUCAUGGACAACCCGAGAUCAUGCUCGAGGAGAUCUCAACACCACAAGUUCGUGCUGACAGGAAAGGAGAUAUUGUGGUGUAA
Messenger RNA from Aureobasidium namibiae CBS 147.97, 1245 nucleotides. Its product is annotated as high-affinity nickel transport protein-like protein. The coding region runs from base 1 to 1245 and encodes 414 amino acids. Gene Ontology annotation, cellular component: plasma membrane. Gene Ontology annotation, molecular function: nickel cation transmembrane transporter activity. The record is from RefSeq and is a predicted model, not a curated record. Lineage: Eukaryota; Fungi; Ascomycota; Dothideomycetes; Dothideales; Saccotheciaceae. The transcript has 7 exons. Gene Ontology annotation, biological process: nickel cation transmembrane transport.